Messenger RNA from Salvia hispanica, 1920 nucleotides. Its product is annotated as heat shock cognate 70 kDa protein-like. The record is from RefSeq and is a predicted model, not a curated record. Gene Ontology annotation, molecular function: ATP-dependent protein folding chaperone; ATP binding. NCBI's taxonomy places the organism in Eukaryota, Viridiplantae, Streptophyta, Magnoliopsida, Lamiales, Lamiaceae.
UCAAUGGCCGGGGAGGGGGAAGGACGGGCGAUCGGCAUCGAUUUAGGAACGACUUAUUCAUGCGUGGCUGCAUGGCAGCAUAACCGUAUCGAGAUCAUAGCCAACGAUCAGGGCAAUCGCACCACGCCCUCUUAUGUCGCAUUCACCAACAACGAGCGUUUCAUCGGAGAAGCUGCCAGGAAUCAAGUCGCCAGUGCUCCAACUAACAACGUCUUUGAUGCAAAGAGGCUGAUUGGCCGUAACUUCAAUGAUCCAAUGGUUCAGAGUGACAUGAAACUAUGGCCAUUCAAGGUCAUUUCUGGUGCUGACGACAAGCCUAUGAUCAUGGUAACCUACAAAGGAGUGGAGAAACAGUUUUCAGCUGAGGAGAUCUCUUCUAUGGUGCUCUCCAAGAUGAAGGAUAUAGCUGAAGCCUAUCUUGGUUCAUCGGUGAAAAAUGCAGUCGUCACCGUGCCUGCUUAUUUCAAUGACUCUCAGCGCCAUGCAACCAAGUCUGCUGGAGACAUUGCUGGCCUGAACAUUGUAAGGAUCAUCAACGAGCCUACUGCUGCAGCCAUUGCAUACGGUCUAGAUAAAGGGGGUAAUGUGGCUAAGAAUGUGCUUAUUUUCGACCUUGGUGGUGGUACGUUCGAUGUGUCUGUGGCUACUAUUGAAACGGAUAUCAUUGAAGUGAAGGCUAUUGCCGGAGACACUCAUCUUGGAGGGCAAGACUUUGACAGUAGGAUGGUGAAUCAUUUCGUAAAAGAGUUUGAAAGUAAGAACGGUAAGGAUAUUAGCAUGAAUCCGAGAGCUAUUAGGAGAUUGAGGAGUGCUUGUGAAAGAGCCAAGAGGAUGCUUUCUUCCACUUCCGAAACUAAUAUUGAGAUUGAAUCUUUAUUUGAGGGAAUUGAUCUGUUUUCGACUAUCACUAGUGCUAAAUUUAAUGACCUCAACAUGGAUUUGUUCAACAAGUGUAUGGAACUGGUUGAGAAAUGCCUGAGUGAUGCAAAGGUUGAGAAGAGCAGCGUGGAUGAGGUGGUGCUGGUGGGCGGGUCAAGUAGGAUUCCGAAGUUGCAGGAGAUGUUGAAGGAGUUUUUUGAUGGGAAGGAGGCGUGCAAGACUAUUAAUCCAGACGAAGCCGUGGCUUAUGGUGCUGCAGUGCUGGCUGCCAAGUUGAGUGGUGAAGGCAAUGAGAAGAUGCAAAAUGUGGUAUUUGUGGAUGUUACUCCUUUGUCUCUUGGUAUUUCAGGGUCUGGAGAUGUGAUGUGUGUGAUUAUUCCGAGGAAUACACCUAUACCAACAAGGAUGGAGAAAAUUGUCACCACAGCGAAGGACAAUCAGACUAGUGCAGCAAUUAAUGUAUAUGAGGGUGAAAGAAGCAGAGCAACAGACAACAAUCUGCUAGGAGCAUUCAGUCUCCAAGGCAUUCCAGAGGCGCCCAAAGGUGUUGCUGAUUUCAAAGUGGGCUUCGACAUUGAUGAGAAUGGUAUCUUGACUGUCUCAGCGGAGCACGUGGGUACUGGUUUGAAGAAUAUGAUCAGCAUCACCAGCUACAAGGACAAGGGCAGACUGUCUGAGGAAGAAAAAGAGAGGAUGGUGAAAGAUGCGGAGAAGUACAAGAGGGAGGACGAGGAGUUCAGGAAGAAGGCUGAAGCGAGGAGUGCUUUGGAGAACUAUGCCUAUGACAUGAGGAACACCACCAGAUGUGCAGCCGGGAUGGGAUCAGCCGACAAGAAGAAGAUAGAGAAGGCUUUCGAGUCUACUAUGAAAUGGUUGGAGUCAAACAAACUUGCAACGGUUGAUGCUUUCAAAGAGAAGAUGGAAGAGCUCAAGAGGAUUUACGAUCCCAUAGUUUCCAAGAUGCACCACAGUCCCAGUCCCAGUGCCAGUGAUAAGAUGGGAGUUAGUAUUAAGAAUUGGAUUCAGAGUGUAAUGCCAUGA